AUGCAUGGAAGAGGGUGUCUACUUAGCAUGUAUGUAGGGAAAAAGCAGUUUCAAUCGGGGGGAUCCAAGUUCGUUACGGUUAAGAGACCAUGCAGGUUGUUCCUCUGCAGUGAUAGUAGAACGCACUACUAUACGUGUAAGGGGGGUGGCAGCUAUACAGAGAGGAAGGACACAAUUAAUGGAAGUGCCCAACUAAGGUUAGUACACUUUUACAGAAAAUACUUAUCAUUAGAUGGUUGGAGAAGGAAGAACAAUGGGACUUCCAAAAUGGUAAAUGUGAUGAGAGUCCAUACAGCAAAGGUGUUAAAAAUUGAGAAGGCAGGCAGGGUGGAGGAAGACACUGUCUCUGUGACAGCGUCCAUCCAAGUCGAAUUCACCCCAGUGAAAGAGACCAACGAAGGUUUAAUUGCCCUUACGGGUGACGGAGAAAAAGGCAAAAGGUAUGGGUUCCCCAGGACGGAGGGCAAGCCUUUCUUCGGACCUUCCAUCGCUGAAGAAUUCAUAAAAAGUGGGGAACAGCUCCAGGACACAAUCAAUGAUCAUACCAAUGAGAAGGGAAGAUGUACCCAUCUGGGUAGCUACCCUCACUUGCGUACUUAUCUUGAGUUGUCAAAAUUUAAGUUAACUCUGUGGGUAACGAUAAGUAGCACGUUCGGAUAUUUCAUGCUGGGGGGAUCGAACUUAACCGAAUUUGCCUCCCUAGCUAUUGGCGUAUACCUCUGCAGCAGUAGCGCCAAUACGUUUAACCAGAUCAUCGAAAGGGACAUAGACAAAGUAAUGCAGCGGACUAAACGGAGACCACUUGUAUGUAAUAAUAAGCAAAUUUCUCUUAGGAAUGCAAAAAUGUUUGGUACCUUGACAGCCAUCCUAGGAUCGGGAAUCCUGUACCAUUUAAAUAACCCCAUGACAGCUGUACUUGGCCUAUUUAACAUAUUUCUAUACGCAUGUGUGUAUACUCCCUUAAAGAGGAGAACACCGUAUAACACGCACGUAGGGUCCAUCGUGGGUUCGAUUCCGACUCUAAUGGGUUGCACAGCAGUGGCGCAAAACUUACUUGUCCCUGAACCUUGGAUUCUAUUCAUUACACAGCUGUUGUGGCAGUUUCCCCAUUUCUACUCCAUAGCCUAUUUAUAUAGAGAUGAUUAUUUAAAAGGGAAAUAUAAAAUGUUUCCCCUGCAGGAUAACCAGAAUGGAUUAUAUACAGCCAAGUUGUGUAGGCCCUACUUAAUUCUCUUAUCAUCAUUACCUCUUUUGUUUUUUUUUUGUGGGUACACUUCCUACAUGUAUAUUCUAACGUCCCUUCUGCCGAAUGUUUACAUAUUUUACAAGUUCCAGGCCAUUUUUCGAAAUCCAUCCAAGGGGAACAUUCGCUCCUUUUUUAAGCACUCCCUUUGGCACAUCAUUCUCCUGCUAGCCUUGUCUUCCUACCACACGCAGAUCCCGGAUAGUAGCAAAAGUAGGGGGGAAGCAGGUACAGAACAGACCGAUCGGGGCAUUCCCCGAAGUGGAGGCAAACUGGAGGAGCUUACCGAUACCCCCGAAUACGCAAUUACCAAAUUUAAGAAGCGGCUCCUCAAAUUCUGCAUAGUUUUUUCAUAA
This is a messenger RNA of Plasmodium inui San Antonio 1, 1599 nucleotides long. Its product is annotated as protoheme IX farnesyltransferase. The record is from RefSeq and is a predicted model, not a curated record. The transcript has a single exon. Gene Ontology annotation, molecular function: protoheme IX farnesyltransferase activity. Gene Ontology annotation, cellular component: mitochondrion; membrane. Gene Ontology annotation, biological process: heme biosynthetic process. Lineage: Eukaryota; Apicomplexa; Aconoidasida; Haemosporida; Plasmodiidae. The coding region runs from base 1 to 1599 and encodes 532 amino acids.